GUCAUGUUUAAUUUAUCUACCAACUCAACAAAGCUUCCUCUAAAUUUAGUUUAAACAUAACUGAAUGGCCAUGAGUUUUUAGGCGUCCCUCCUGGCUUUCAUGCUAAAGCGCAGCUUGCUCUGAAAAGUACGCUUGAUCACUAUUUGGACAAUGAGAAGUUAGAGACGGCGGCUUAAUGCUGCGCCGGCUGCUCGGCUUCUUUGGCUGCGGAAAGCCUUCGGCCGCCAGCAAGGAGCGAAAGUAUCAGGCGGGAGCUGAUAGUCCUCCAGCCCAGGAGCAGUCGGGUGCGGUGCAGGGGGAGGGCACCCAGAGCAUUUUCGAGCUGGCGUACAGCUUGCUUAAGGCGAAGACGGAGGCUUUGCUAGCAAACGACCAGGCUUUACUCAGCAACGAGUAUAACAGCUUGCUGGAAUGCGACGUCCUGGAGACUGUCGAAGCUGCAGAGCAAACCAACAACGCCGGCAAGAACCGCUACUUCAACGUGUUACCGUUUGACUAUAACCGGGUUAAGAUAAAGGGAGAGGAUGGCCAGGAUUACAUCAACGCAAGCUUGGUGCAGAGCGGGCCAGCGGAGUCCCCCAGCUGGUGCUAUAUAGCUGCUCAGGGGCCACUGGCGUCCACAGUUGACGACUUUUGGAAGAUGGUAUUUGAGAACAACUGCUCCAUACUGAUCAUGCUCACCCGCACCGUGGAGAACAACCACAUUAAGUGUGCGGACUACUUCAACCAGAGGCCUGGGGAGACUGCCAAGUUUGGCCCAUACCGCGUGACGACAACGGACGUGCAGGAAGUGAGCCCCGACAUUACUAAACGAACCCUUAAGCUUAAACUCUACACGACGCAGGAGGUUCAUGAGGUGACCCACUAUCACUACCACCGCUGGCCCGACUUUGGGGUGCCUGAAUCGACGGAGCCCAUCCGUCGACUGGUGCGGAUCCUGUGGCAGAGCCGGAGCAACCAGGAAACAACCGUAGUGCACUGCAGCGCUGGAAUCGGGCGGACGGGGACGCUGAUGGCGAUUGACGUGGUGCUGCGGCGGCUAUGGGCCAUGGCGGAGCAGUCGCCGGCACCAGCGACCGAGGACGUAAAAGCGGCCAUCGAAUUGCCUGCAGUCGUACACACGCUUCGCAAGCAGCGGAAGGGCAUGGUCCAGACGCUGGAGCAGUAUUACUUCUGCUAUGAGGCGCUUCUGCACGA
Astrephomene gubernaculifera is the source of this 1198-nucleotide messenger RNA. The record is from the annotation of a GenBank genome assembly. NCBI's taxonomy places the organism in Eukaryota, Viridiplantae, Chlorophyta, Chlorophyceae, Chlamydomonadales, Astrephomenaceae.